Messenger RNA from Quercus lobata, 1734 nucleotides. RefSeq names its product Nucleotide-diphospho-sugar transferases superfamily protein (gene PARVUS). Lineage: Eukaryota; Viridiplantae; Streptophyta; Magnoliopsida; Fagales; Fagaceae. The transcript has a single exon. The record is from RefSeq and is a predicted model, not a curated record. The coding region runs from base 217 to 1284 and encodes 355 amino acids. Gene Ontology annotation, molecular function: glycosyltransferase activity. Gene Ontology annotation, cellular component: Golgi apparatus.
UACACAAUGACCAAUCUGAACUCUACCAAACUUCCCCUUGUAAAAUCUUGACUCAGCCUCUCUGCAUUGCACUCAUUCCAUUCCAGCUAGCCCAGCCAUCCACAGCUAUAUUCCUUUCUCUCUUAAUUUUAAAAUUCAAUCAAAACCGUGUCCAACAUUUUCAACCUUUAUAUAACCUCACUCGCACACACACCCAAACCCCUUAGAUCUCUCACUAUGCCUAAACCAUUACUCUUUUCCUUUCUCUUCCUUUCACUUUCUCUUCUCUCCCAUGCCACCAUUCUCACUCUCUCUCAACAAUUCAAAGAAGCUCCUCAAUUCUAUAACUCCCCAGAUUGCCCCUCCAUAACCGACACAAACACAAACAACAAGAACAACAAGAACAACAACAACAACGUUAUUUGCUAUGAUGGAGCAGUCCACGUGGCAAUGACCCUAGACACCCAAUACAUCCGAGGUUCAAUGGCUGCAAUUCUCUCGGUUCUUCAACACUCUUCGUGCCCAGAAAACAACAUCUUCCACUUUGUCACCACCGCCACCGCCAACGCGUCGCUCCUACGCGCCACCCUAUCCACCUCCUUUCCUUACUUGAAGUUCCAAAUCUACCCUUUUGACGACACCCACGUGUCGGGCCUCAUCUCCACCUCUAUUCGCUCAGCUUUGGACUGUCCAUUAAACUACGCUCGGAGCUACUUGCCAAACGUCUUGCCUUCGUGUGUACGACGAGUCGUUUACCUCGACUCCGACCUCGUACUCGUCGACGACAUUGCGAAACUCGCCGCUACUCCGCUCGGUGGCGACGACACGGUCCUCGCUGCUCCUGAGUACUGCAAUGCAAAUUUCACUUCCUACUUCACUCUCACUUUUUGGUCCAACCCUUCUUUGUCACUCACUUUUGCGAACCGAAAGCCGUGCUAUUUCAACACGGGUGUGAUGGUUAUCGAUCUUGAUCGAUGGAGAGCUGGUGAUUAUACCAAAAAAAUCGAGGAAUGGAUGGAGUUGCAGAAGAGGAUGAGGAUUUACCAGUUGGGUUCUCUUCCACCGUUUCUGCUUGUGUUUGCUGGGAAAAUAGCUCCAGUUGAUCAUAAAUGGAACCAACAUGGACUUGGUGGCGAUAAUUUUCGUGGACUUUGUAGGGAUUUGCAUCCGGGUCCUGUGAGUCUUUUGCAUUGGAGUGGAAAAGGUAAGCCUUGGGCUCGACUGGACGCUAAUAGACCGUGCCCUUUGGAUGCUCUUUGGGCUCCUUAUGAUCUCUUGCAGACUCCAUUUGCUUUGGAUUCUUAAUCGACUAAGAGAGUCGGGCACAGUAUAUAAAGCUCACACUUUUGCGGAGUUUGAAAGAGGUGAUUGGUAGACAAGUUUACAGUGUGCGUGAGUGUGUUUUUUGGAGAACAAGUUAAGCUCUUUCUGGCGCUUCAUAGUCGGAGGGGCAAGGAAAGAAAGGAAAAGGAUUCGACUUGAAAGGGGGAGGAGUUUGUUCUUGUAUAUUAUACAGCUAUCAAACGCAUUGUUAGCUCAACAAAAAAGAAGAAGGAACACAUGCGUUAUAGUUUUAAAUAUUCUAAUUGUCUAAUAAUAAGGAUAAAAAUCCUGAAGAGAAAUGGGGUUCAUGAAUUUCCACUCAGGGAUGUAUGAUAUGUAAAUUGUAUCAAAGUCUGUAAUCUGUAUAGCAAAAGAGCUAUUUUUUGCGAGCUGGUUUAAUUCAUGAAUUAUAUCAUGAUGAUAUAUACUUAA